CCUGCCUACCACGGCUACCUAUUCGUAGCUUGGUAGGUAGUUGGGGUUAGUCGGCGACGAGGCUUCAGUGGUAGACGUCGACAACGUCCUGCGUACGAACCAGCAGCAUCAUUAUCUUCGGACCUCCUCAAUGUCUGCUGCCCUCCCAGACCGCGACCACGACUCCGAACCCGAACAAACGGCACAAACACCCUCACCCCCGACGACGGGUGCAGGGUACCCCUCCCUCCAACCUGCACUGCACCUGCAGAUCCAGAUCGGCCCGGCGUCGCACGUUGGAUCGUUGUCCCGCGGUGCGCCGUUGACGGUCGUACCGUUGGUCUCGGGCACGCUGAGAUCGGAGCCUGGGUUCCCGGUGGACGUGGAUGCGUGGACGAGAGCGCCCGGUGUGGAUUAUGUUCACAAUGACCCGGACGGAAGCCGGAUGAGGUUGAGAAGUGAUCUUGUUGUUGCUGAUACUCGUGGAGAGGAGAUCCACGUGCACUAUACGGGCAUCGUCGACAUCACGAAUGAGAUGCGGAGGAUUCUGGGCCGGAGUGCCAAUGCACGGUCAACGGAUUUUGGACAUUCUUUUAUACAUAUAACAUUCGAAACAGGGGCGAUGAGGUAUAGGGCUCUGGAGCAGGCGCUGUUUGUGGGUUCGGGCAGGUUUAUACUCACUGAUGAAGGCUUGAAGGUGGAGUAUAGGAUAAGUAAAGUGUGCGCUGGGCCUGGCGGUGCCGAGGAGUCUUCGAGCUCGGGUUGAGUUGACUUUUUUAUCAUACCUCGCGGCGUGCAUGCGCCGUAUCAAACGCGCUACUCUGUAUGAAACGAUUCUACAAUAUUGGAUGGGCGGCGUACUGUAUCCAGGUCCAGACUUGACCGAGGCCCAGCGCCAACCAACGCCUUUAAAGUCAAGC
Messenger RNA from Exophiala xenobiotica, 899 nucleotides. RefSeq lists its product as uncharacterized. The transcript has 5 exons. The coding region runs from base 131 to 745 and encodes 204 amino acids. NCBI's taxonomy places the organism in Eukaryota, Fungi, Ascomycota, Eurotiomycetes, Chaetothyriales, Herpotrichiellaceae. The record is from RefSeq and is a predicted model, not a curated record.